AUGGCUAAGAUGGCUGGUUAUGGACCAAUGGCAAGAAUGAGAGAUAUGGGUCUAGUUGAAUUUGAAUUGGAUAUAAGUCCAUGCAGGAUAGGGGCAGUGGGCAAGCAGAAAUCACUUGCAGACAAGUUCGAGUAUGUCAUGCAUGGGCUAUUAUAUAAGAUUUCAGAAAACACCGAAGGACCAGAUGUUAAAGUGUAUUUAUUUUGGCUUGAAAGCAUGGACUCUGACUUUGUUGGUGGAAAGUUAUGA
Molecule: messenger RNA, 249 nt
Organism: Ilex paraguariensis (yerba mate)
Lineage: Eukaryota; Viridiplantae; Streptophyta; Magnoliopsida; Aquifoliales; Aquifoliaceae
Source: the annotation of a GenBank genome assembly